AAGCAACUGAAGAAGAUAACAACAAGUCUAUGUUUGCCCACAAGCGGCCAUUUUUGACGGCUUUGACAGGUCGUUGGAAUGCCUAAUUGUCUCAAUUUGUCUACUGAAUGCGAUACAGAAAACAAACUCACUAAUUUUCCUUCAAUUUCGGCUCAGUUCAAAGCAGCAUGGCCUUUGUGGUGAAAACCGCCCGCACUUUACGGAACAACUGGAAAAAAUCAACCUUUGCUGUCAUUGUCUUGACAUGGGGGGGCUCCUACACCAAACACUACUUUGACACCCGAAGCCUGAUGAAGGGCUAUUGCGAAAGGGCCGCCCAGUUGGGAAGUCGCCCGAUUGCUGUUAACCAGAACCCGCGAACUGUGACUGUAAUCCUGAACCCGAACGCGAAUAAACGCAAAGCACAGGCGGAGUUUGAGAAAUAUUGCGCCCCUCUGCUUCAUCUAGCAGGGAUCAGCUUGGAGGUGAUCAAAACAGAGUCAGAAGGUCAUGCCAAGCAGCUGAUUGAGUCUGUUGCUGAUGCAGAAGCUGUGGUGGUUGCUGGAGGCGACGGAACCUUGUCUGAGGUGGUCACUGGGCUUCUGAGGCGCACCAACGAGAACUGCGUAGUUCCCAUUGGAGUUCUGCCCCUGGGCAAGAACAACACAGUGGCCAGGCUGCUGUUUCCUGCGGAAACCAAACUGGAAAAAGUGAAGUCUUUGGCGGACGCCACCAUGGCAGUAAUCGAGGAAGUAACGAAGCCCGUGGACGUGAUGAGGAUCGAAAUACUCGACACUGAGGCACAUGAAAGUCGCAAGCCGAUCUACGCCGUUUCCGGGAUCAAAUGGGGCGCCUAUCGGGACGCCGAGGUGAAAAAGGACAGCUACUGGUACUUCGGGGGGCUGAAGAAGUACGCCACUUAUCUUCUGAACGGACUGAAAGGCAGCUUGUCCUGGGACUGCCAAGCUCAACUAGUGUACAGUCCGCCUUGCACGGGCUGCUCCAACUGCCGUCAAGUACAAACCAGCACCCAGCCCAAGUCCUGGUGGUUUCAAAGGUACAACUCCCUAAUCAAUCAACUGGGCAUUAGUUUUAUCAAGAAGGACGACAGCUUGAAGUACCAAAGAAUCCACAAUCCCCAAUGCACGCAGCAGAUGGAAAAGCAAGUGACCACCGCCGAUUUGACUCUGUUCACCUCCAAUGCAAUUAGGACUGACGGAGACCCCAAGUUGAAUCUCCGCAUCGGGCCGCAGAACGUUGACUACAUGGACUUUGUGAAACAAGGCUGGAAAUCCGAGCUGGGCGAGAGUAGAGAGGUCAAGGAGGCGAUUGAGGCCCGGACGAUAGAAAUCAACCCGAAGAAGGGCAGUGAAGAAGCGUGGUUUUCCAUCGACAAUGAAAAUUACGAGGUGAAACCGAUCAGGGUGACAUUGCUGCCGAAGGUGUUGAACAUGUUUUGUCAGGAGGCCGUUUAGGAGUGGUGACCGAUUGACUUUGUUUUCUACACGCGGUGCGAAAAUUUAAGCGAAUUAGCCACUGAA
Dendroctonus ponderosae (mountain pine beetle) is the source of this 1520-nucleotide messenger RNA. RefSeq names its product acylglycerol kinase, mitochondrial (gene Mulk). The record is from RefSeq and is a predicted model, not a curated record. Gene Ontology annotation, molecular function: ATP-dependent diacylglycerol kinase activity; acylglycerol kinase activity; ceramide kinase activity. Lineage: Eukaryota; Metazoa; Arthropoda; Insecta; Coleoptera; Curculionidae. Gene Ontology annotation, cellular component: mitochondrion; TIM22 mitochondrial import inner membrane insertion complex. Gene Ontology annotation, biological process: ceramide biosynthetic process; protein insertion into mitochondrial inner membrane.